UUUACUUUUUCUCUCUUCUUAAUUUCUCUUUGCUACCGAACACACACCCUAACAGAUUCUCCUUAUCUUCUCCUCUCUUUCUCUUCUCACAGACACUACAUUUUCUCCAAACUCAAACUACAACAUCAUCGUUACUAUCAAUGACAACAUUUUCAACUGAAUUCUUGUCACACACUCUCAAUUUCAGAAACCACCCAAACCGCACCUCUCGCCACUCAAAUCCCAACUCCAUCGUCACUUCCUCAACCCCACUUCUAAACGAAGGCAACACUAAUAAUAAUCGAAGAACACCAAUCAACCAAGAACAAUUCAGAGUCAAUGAAACAAGGCCAAAACUUGUUCAAAAUUGCGACUUUCGAGACAAAAAUUCCAUCAAAGCUCUCUACAAGUCAUGCAAAUUAGCUAAGUACGAUGAGUCUCUCUACUUACUUCAGCGAAUGGUUAAUAGGGGUUAUAAACCUGAUGUUAUUCUUUGCACACAAUUGAUUAAGGGUUUUUUCAAUUCUAAGAAAAUCGAGAAAGCUAUUCAAAUUAUGGAGAUUUUGGAAAAGCACGGUGAGCCUAAUGUUUUCGCUUAUAAUGCUGUUCUAAAUGGGUUUUGUAAAGCUGAUAGAGUUGAUGCUGCUAAUAAGGUGCUUGAUAAAAUGAAAAAGAGAGGUUUUUUUCCUAAUGUUGUUACUUACACUAUUCUUAUUGGGAAUUUUUGUAAGAGGGGUAAACUUGAUUUGGCUUUAAGGGUUAUGGAUCAGUUGUUGAAAGAAAAUUGUAAACCAACUGUUAUAACUUAUACUAUUUUGAUUGAAGCAACUAUUAUUGAACGUGGUAUUGAUGAAGCUUUGAAGCUUUUGGAUGACAUGUCAUCGAGAGGGCUUCAACCUAAUGCGUAUACUUACAAUGUUGUUGUUAAUGGUAUGUGUAGAAAAGGGAUGUUGGAUAGAGCUUUUGAGUAUCUUAGUAGUAUAAGUAGUAAGGGCUGUGUUGCUGGUGUGAGUACUUAUAACAUUCUGUUGAAGAGUCUUUUGAAUGAAGGGAAAUGGGAAGCUGGGGAACGUUUGAUGUCGGAUAUGUUGGAUAAAGGUUGUGAGCCGAGUUCUGUGAUGUACAACACUUUGAUUGGUUCGCUUUGUUGUAAUGGAAAAAUUGAUGAGGCUGUGAAUGUGUUGAAGAGUAUGAAGAAGAGCGGUUUGGCUCCCAAUGUUGCAACUUAUAAUUAUCUUAUUGAAGCAACUAUUAUCAAAGGUGGUAUCGACGAAGCUAUGAAGCUUUUGGAUGAGAUGUUGUCGAGAGGGCUUCGACCUAAUGUGCAUACUUACAAUGUUGUUGUUAAUGGAAUGUGUAGAGAAGGGUUGUUGGAUAGAACUUUUGAGUAUUUGGAUAAAAUGAUAUCAGAUGGUCGUUUGCCUGAUAUUAGUUGCUAUGACUCGAUCUUGGCUUCUCUGUGUAAGAAUGGACAUGUUGGUGAAGCUUUGCACAUCUUGAAGAAGCUCAGUGAAGUGGGCUGUCCUCCAGAUGCAAGUUCUUAUAAUACAUUGUUUGAUGCAUUGUGGAGCAGCGGCAAUGAAAUUAGAGCGUUAUGGAUGAUUCUAGAGAUGUUAAGCAAAGGCAUUGAUCCUAAUGAGAUCACCUAUAAUUCACUUAUUUCUUGCUUGUGCAUAGAUGGAUUGGUGGAUCAGGCAAUUGAGUUGCUGGUUGACAUGAUGGAGAGUCGCAAGUUUCAGCCUACUGUUAUUACUUACAAUGCUGUUAUUCAUGGAUUGUGCAAGGUGCAAAGAGUCAUAGAUGCUAUUGAGGUGCUUGCUGCUAUGAAUCAGAGAGGAUGCUUGCCAAAUGAAACAACCUACACAUUGUUGAUUCGAGGGAUUGGUAUUGGAGGAUGGCGAAAUGACGCUAUGGAGUUGGCUAACUCACUUGUUAACAUGGAUGCUAUUUCGCAAGAUUCAUUCAAACGUUUGAAUAAAACGUUUCUUGCGAAUGAUGCGCACAACGAGCUCGCAAUAUCAGAAUGAACUAACUUCAUGGGCAUAAAAUUUAUUCAGGUUAUUGAAGUUUACACAAAUAUCAAAUGGAUGGUUACUUCUGACAACUAUAAUGUGGCUACUAAAACUCCACUGCCUCAGUUGAUGAACGAUGCGAUGAUCGUGGCAAAGCAGAAGGAUUUCGAUGUUUUCAGUGCCUUGGAUGUGAUGCAUAAUGAAGGUUUCCUUAAAGAUCUCAAAUUUGGACCUGGAGAUGGACAGGUUCACUACUACUUGUACAAUUAUAGGAUUCGUAAUGCCAUGAAACCGUCCGAACUCGGGCUUGUGCUCUUGUAGCCAGAUAUGUUUUCUUUUUUAGUUUUUUAUAUCAGUACAUAUUGUUGCUGAAGAAGACUUGUAUCAUCCAAGGAAAAACCAUUCAUUUAUUUUGUUUGAAUUAACAUAACGCAUUUUGAGGUACAAGAAUAUUUAGUCUAAUGAAAUUUUUUGGUUCAAUUCAA
Molecule: messenger RNA, 2476 nt
Organism: Vicia villosa (hairy vetch)
Lineage: Eukaryota; Viridiplantae; Streptophyta; Magnoliopsida; Fabales; Fabaceae
Product: pentatricopeptide repeat-containing protein At3g04760, chloroplastic-like
Exons: 2
Coding region: 141-2006 (621 amino acids)
Molecular function (GO): protein binding
Source: RefSeq, a predicted model, not a curated record